Salvia miltiorrhiza (redroot sage) is the source of this 708-nucleotide messenger RNA. RefSeq names its product subtilisin-like protease SBT3.18. Gene Ontology annotation, molecular function: serine-type endopeptidase activity. Lineage: Eukaryota; Viridiplantae; Streptophyta; Magnoliopsida; Lamiales; Lamiaceae. Bases 1 to 708 code for a protein of 235 amino acids. The transcript is spliced from 2 exons. Gene Ontology annotation, biological process: proteolysis. The record is from RefSeq and is a predicted model, not a curated record.
AUGUCAUGUCCCCAUGUCUCCGGUGUCGUCGCGCUUCUCAAAUCUACACAUCCACAUUGGUCUCCUGUUGCAAUUAGAUCCGCCCUCUUGACAACAGCUUACAACGUGGACAUAUAUGGCGACGAUAUAGCAAUUGAAGCGUCGGAGAAAUCUGCGGAUCCGUUCGACAUCGGAUUGGGACACAUUAAUCCACUAAAGGCCUUGGAUCCGGGGCUUGUCUACGAUGCCACAAUGACGGACUAUGUUCAUUUUCUAUGCAACAUGGGGUAUUCCGAAGCCCAAAUACAAGCCAUGCACAUCUGCCCAUUACUAAUAAUCAUGUGCCCGGACAAGCCCGAGCCCAACUGGAACAUAAACUACCCAUCCAUCACUGUGUGGGACCUCAGGUACGCCACCACGGUCAAGAGAAGUGUGAGAAACGUGGGGCAUUCCAAAACGGGUGUGUACUACGUUAGCGUGGUGAAACCACAUGGCCUUGAGGUUGUGGUUUGGCCCAAAGUGUUGGUGUUUUCCCCUUUUAAAGAGGAGAUAACGUAUCACGUGACUAUGAGUCCGCUCAAGAUAUCUCAAGGUAGAUAUGAUUUCGGCUCCAUUAUGUGGUCCGAUGGAUUCCAUCAUGUUAGAAGCCCGCUGGUUGUGCAGGUCAAUACUAAUGCGCCUCUCACCGCCACUAUUGUUAAUGCGUCAAACUCUCUCUCGGAUAUAUGA